Messenger RNA from Aptenodytes forsteri (emperor penguin), 807 nucleotides. Its product is annotated as homeobox protein NANOG. Gene Ontology annotation, biological process: regulation of transcription by RNA polymerase II. The transcript has 4 exons. The record is from RefSeq and is a predicted model, not a curated record. The coding region runs from base 1 to 807 and encodes 268 amino acids. Lineage: Eukaryota; Metazoa; Chordata; Aves; Sphenisciformes; Spheniscidae. Gene Ontology annotation, molecular function: DNA-binding transcription factor activity, RNA polymerase II-specific; RNA polymerase II cis-regulatory region sequence-specific DNA binding.
AUGAGUUUCUCUCUUUUCUCCUCAGAUGUAUCUCCGGCUUCUUCCAGCUCUGGGACACUCAUCCAGUACACCCCCGACUCCGCCACUAGCCCCACCGCAGAGCGCCCCUCUCCCCACCCCUCUUUCCAGAAGGUCAAAGAGGAAGGUGAGGGUGUGGUGAAGAAGGCCAAGAGCCGCACAGCCUUUUCCCAGGAGCAGCUGCAAAUCCUGCACCAGCGGUUCCAGAGCCAGAAGUACCUCAGCCCCCAGCAGAUCCGGGAGCUGGCUGCUGCCCUGGGGCUCACCUACAAGCAGGUGAAAACAUGGUUUCAGAAUCAACGGAUGAAAUUUAAACGUUGCCAGAAGGAGAGCCAGUGGGUGGAAAAAGGGGUGUAUCUACCACAGAACGGGUUUCAUCAGGCUGCGUACCUGGAUAUAACCCCCACAUUUCACCAGGCCUUCCCUGUUGGUGCCAGUAGAAACCUCCAGGCUGUGACCAACGUGCACCAGGCUUACAGCAGUGGCCAGACUUAUGGGAAUGGGCAGAGCCUGUACUCGUUCAUGGCUGUGGAGGAUGAGGGGCUCUUUGGAAAAGAUGGGACAAGCUGCAAUACCCAGCAAGCCAUGGGUUUAUUAAGCCAGCAGAUGAACUUCUAUCACAGCUACCCUGCUGAUAUGGAUUAUGUCAGCCUGGAGUCGGAACACACCUAUGGCUUCCAGAGCACCUCUGACAGCGUCACACCAUUCUCAAGCUCUCCUGUACGGCAUCAGUACCAGGCCCCUUGGCAUCCCCUGGGGACCCAGAGUGGUUAUGAGUCUCAGGUCUAA